Molecule: messenger RNA, 4223 nt
Organism: Sarcophilus harrisii (Tasmanian devil)
Lineage: Eukaryota; Metazoa; Chordata; Mammalia; Dasyuromorphia; Dasyuridae
Gene: CSGALNACT1
Product: chondroitin sulfate N-acetylgalactosaminyltransferase 1
Exons: 8
Coding region: 1017-2600 (527 amino acids)
Cellular component (GO): Golgi cisterna membrane
Molecular function (GO): glucuronosyl-N-acetylgalactosaminyl-proteoglycan 4-beta-N-acetylgalactosaminyltransferase activity
Source: RefSeq, a predicted model, not a curated record
GCAUUCUAUUUUCAAGCCAGCCUGCCUCACAACGUGUAAGUGGGACUGAGCUCCUGCCUUCAGCAGAGACCUGAGUGGGACCCAGCUAGUUGGAGCAGGGUGGUGCACGAUGGCUAUUUGCCUGGCUGCUGUGAAAUUUCUAGCCUCCGGUGUGGCAGUUUUCAGCGAUGAUUUUGGAUUCAUAUGCAACGAUGAAAAGGAUGAUUGGAUUGCUACCCAGUCAUUCUCCUCUUUGCCAUUUAGGGGGAGGACUACCAUGUCCGUCUUUGGUAGCUUUGAGCCAAAGGGUGUUUGUAUGUCAAGAUAAUGAUGUACAGUGGAAAGAAACAGUUCAUAGAGCUCGACUCACCGAAGAUAUUUUGAAGCAUUGUUUCAGGAAGCAGCUUUUUCUUUUUUCUUCCAGUUAAUUUUUUGGGGAAUACAUCCGAAGUCCUGAUUCAUCUCAUUUCUAGCUGCAGGAAAACUGCAGUUUGAAAGCACCUCAGGAGACAUUUGAAUGUUCCUGUACAUCAUUUACCACUAUCCUUUUAAUAGUUUUUGAGGAAGUACGGGUCAGAAGUUAACUGGCCCCCUUCUCAGUGAAUGUUAUUCAUGCUUUUGUACAGGAAAGCUUGCUGGUUGGGCCAUUUCCUUGGCUGAAACAUCGGCGAAACGGAAAGCUGGCGAUUUAGAAAUCUAAACCUCUGCUGGCAUUUAGGAGCCCCAAUGGAGGGGUCUACCUGGUCUUCCUUGAUGAUCUGCCCUACCCUGAGAAGGCUAUGAUGAGAGAGAAUGUAGGGACCAGGAGGUAUUGCUCAGCGAAUUGUCCCAGCCUCCCAGCCCAGCCGGAGCAGAAGAGGAAAGGGUCUGUCUUGCUGUGCCUGGAGGGAAGGAGCGGAAUGAUUUGUGGGAGACGGUUGGACACAGCUCAUGCAUCUCCAGCCCCGCCUCACCUGUGAUCUGGACCAGGGGAAUCCUCCUGUGGGGAUGCUGGCCUUCUGGGAUGCCUCAAGGGGGGUUUUGCUUGCCUUGAGCGGAUGAGGAUGUUGCGCCGGGGACUGCUUGCCUGGAUCUCUCGGGUGGUCCUUUUGCUUCUGUUUCUGUGCUGUGCCGUCUCGGUCCUCUACAUGUUAGCCUGCACCCCGAAAGGUGAUGAGGAGCAGCUGGCGCUGCCCAGGGCGAAUGGCCCCACAGGGAAAGCGGGCUACCAGGCCAUUCUUCAGGAGCAGGAGGAGCAGCACCGCAGCUACAUCAGCAGCCUGAAGAAGCAGAUCGCCCAGCUGAAGGACGAGCUUCAGGAAAGGAGCGAGCAGCUCAAGAAUGCCCAGUCCCGCUCCAGCGACUCGGAGGCCCGUCCCGAGAAAGCCCAGGCCGGCCUGCUGGAGUUUCUGAACUCCCAGGUGGACAAGGCCGAGGUGCACGCCGGCGUGAAGCUGGCCACCGAGUACGCGGCCGUCCCUUUCGACAGCUUCACUCUGCAGAAGGUCUAUCAGCUAGAGAUGGGUCUCACCCGCCACCCCGAGGAGAAGCCCGUGAGGAAAGACAAGCGCGAUGAGCUUGUCGAAGCCAUCGAGCUGGCCCUGGAGACUCUGAACCACCCGGAAGGGGAGAGCGGCCCCAAUCACCGCCUGUACGCGGCCUCGGACUUCAUAGAAGGGAUAUACAGAACAGAAAAGGAUAAAGGCACUUUGUACGAGCUCACGUUCAAAGGGGACCAAAAACACGAAUUCAAACGACUUGUCUUGUUCAGACCAUUUGGCCCCAUCAUGAAAGUAAAAAAUGAAAAACUCAACAUGGCCAACACGCUUAUCAACGUUAUCGUGCCCCUGGCAAAGAGGGUGGACAAGUUCCGACAGUUCAUGCAGAACUUCAGGGAGAUGUGCAUCCAACAAGAUGGGAGAGUCCACCUCACUGUGGUUUAUUUUGGGAAGGAACAAAUGAGUGAAGUCAAAGGAAUAUUGGAGAAUACUUCCAAGGCUGCCAACUUCAGAAAUUUUACAUUUAUCCAGCUGAGUGGUGAGUUCUCAAGAGGCAAGGGACUCGAUGUUGGUGCCCGAGUUUGGAAAGGAAGCAACGUUCUUCUCUUUUUCUGUGAUGUCGAUAUCUACUUUACCUCGGAAUUCCUCAACACAUGUAGACUGAACACACAGCCAGGGAAAAAGGUGUUCUAUCCAGUCCUUUUCAGCCAGUAUAAUCCUGGAAUAAUAUAUGGUCAUCAUGAUUCAGUUCCACCCUUAGAGCAACAACUGGUUAUAAAGAAGGAAACUGGAUUUUGGAGAGACUUUGGAUUUGGAAUGACUUGUCAGUACCGAUCAGACUUCAUCAAUAUAGGUGGGUUUGACCUGGACAUCAAAGGCUGGGGAGGAGAAGAUGUGCACCUCUACCGCAAAUACCUGCACAGCAACCUCAUUGUGGUCCGGACUCCCGUGCGGGGGCUUUUCCACCUCUGGCACGAGAAACAGUGUGUGGACGAGCUGACCCCCGAACAGUAUAAGAUGUGCAUGCAGUCCAAAGCCAUGAACGAGGCAUCACACGGGCAGCUGGGGAUGCUGGUCUUCAGGCACGAGAUCGAGGCUCACCUGCGCAAACAGAAACAGAAGGCGAGCAGCCAAAAGACAUGACGUCCUUCAGGAGCGUCUUCUUCUCUUGGAAAUCUAUGGAAACAGUCACUUUAGUGAAAGAUGGAAAAAAUUAUCGGAGAUCAGGGCUUAGGGAGAAGGACUACGCCUCUCUCUGCCGGCACAAAGCUUAGUAAGCCUCCAUUACUCGCCCCAGUUUACUUGGCAAUGUCUGACAAAGGCAGAGAUGAUUAUGAGGUUCAAAGCAGAUGAGCGUUCUGAUUCCUUAUUGCGUGUCCGUAUCAGUAAGGUGAGAGCUGUUGUUUUCUGAGCACCUUGAGACGUACUGUAUGAAGGCUAGCGCCUUUAACUUAGACUGAGAGGCAGCCACAUUUAUUUCUAAGGGAAGGAUCAUCUCAAUCCAGACUCUUAAAACUCUCAAAAGCUGCUAGAUCUGAAGGCUGGCAGGGUGGGGUGGGGAUGGGGGUAUGACAUUUGGAACUUUUGUGUGUUCACUAAUCAAAACCAAAAUGAACCAAAAAUUAAAAGCCAUACACAUAUAUUUUAUCACUUUCUUCUAAGAUUAACCAGAAUUAAUCUGUCCAUAUGUUUGGUAGUAAUUCUUAACUGUCUCGAUUUGUUUAUUUUAUUUAAAAAUGCACCUUUUUUUUUUUGCUUGUGAUUUAUAUUCUGCUUAUUUAAAUGUCAAUUUGCGAGCCUUACUAAGAGAGAGCACAACUUCCUGUACAUUUUUAUGUUUUUUUUUUUUUUGUCAGAAGACAUUUUUAGAUACAUUAUGUGAAUAUUCAGAAGUUCAUAACAUGCAACUCAAGAACUACAUGAAAACAGAUGCCGAAGGAUGGAUGCAUCCUGUCAGGCAGGCACUGAGCUUGAAACAGUUUAGUAACGUGAAAUGCACAGCUUGAGGGUAUUAAUAAGCAAGAGGCAUAUUGAUAUGGCUAUCCGGAGAGCACUCCUGAAACAAAGAAGUUGAACACUGGAAAAGAAGAAAAAGAUUUUUCACCUUGAUAGAAAGGGGUGGGGGGUAAUCUGUCAAUUAAGGCCGGUGGUUUCUUGAUACAUUCUAAACUCUUUGUACACAUUUUUCCUCAGGAAACUGAGGACCACUUCAAAUAAACCAAAGCAAGCUGUGUGAACCAAACAAUCUCUUUUCAAAGCAGGGUGCUCUUCCUGGCUUCUGGCCUUCUUGAGUUAAAGUGCAGAAAAAUAUAUUUUUGUGAACAAUCAAUGGAUUUGUCUCAAGAAUGGAACCAAUUCCUUUGUAUCUUCUCACCCCAGUCCCUCUAGACGCAGGUAAAAGAUCCCUUUUUUUUUCAUCAGCAGUUUUCUCCUUGGUUCCUGGGACACUUCUGGAAAUCAUGUCUUCUAAUUGUUUCAGAUCAUUGUUUUAAUAUGGCUAGUUUUGUGGGGUUUCUACAUCUCAUUUUAAAUUGAUUGAUUCAUUAGCCAACAACAGAUGCAUGGACUGAAUUACUGAUCUGUUUCCCCACCUUAUGUUUUCCUACCACAAACUCAUGGCUGAAAAGCUUCAUGUUCAUUCAAGCUGGUGUUGUGUAAAUCAUGAAAUGUAAUGGUCUGUACCAGUAGUUUGUAACAAUUUAAAUAAAAACACAAUACGUGAAUGUUAAUGGCAUUGGACGGUUAAUAAAAGAAGAUUUGCAUUGA